Molecule: messenger RNA, 2301 nt
Organism: Peronospora matthiolae
Lineage: Eukaryota; Oomycota; Peronosporomycetes; Peronosporales; Peronosporaceae
Source: the annotation of a GenBank genome assembly
AUGCUUUCCGCUCGUCGAUUGAUGCGGCGCCACGUGCCUCCUCCACGCAGCGCCUCGUCGCCGCUGCGCCGUCUCCACCAGCAGCAACAGGGGGGGGAGAAGCUCUUUGACAAGAUCCUCGUCGCCAAUCGUGGCGAGAUCGCCGUGCGGGUCAUGCGCACGUGCCAGAAACUGGGCAUCAAGACCGUCACCGUGUACUCCGAGCCCGACGUGAACUCGGUGGCGGUGCGCAUGGCCGAUGAAGCCGUGUGCGUCGGCCCGGCGCCGUCCAGCCAGAGCUACCUGAGUAUCCCCAACAUCCUCCACGCCGUCCAGCAGACGGGCGCCCAAGCCGUGCAUCCCGGCUACGGCUUUCUCUCGGAAAACAAAGACUUUUGUCAAGCGCUCGAGGCCAUGAACGUCGCGUUCAUCGGGCCUGGGCACGCGGCGAUUCAGGCCAUGGGCGACAAGAUCGAGUCCAAGCAGCUGGCGAUGGACGCGGGCGUGAACACGAUUCCCGGCUUCUUGGGCGAGAUCGACACGGCCGAAGACGCUGUGCGCGUGGCGCAGGAGAUUGGGUACCCCGUCAUGAUCAAAGCCAGUGCAGGAGGCGGGGGGAAGGGCAUGCGCGUGGCUUUUACGGACGACCAAGUGCGCAUGGGGUACCGCUUGUCGAAAGACGAGGCGGCCAGCAGCUUUGGCGACGACCGCAUGUUCCUGGAGAAGUUCAUUGAAGACCCACGACAUAUUGAGAUCCAGCUCAUUGCCGAUGCGCACGGGAACGUCGUGCCGCUGCCGGAACGCGAGUGUUCGAUCCAGCGUCGGAAUCAAAAAGUGAUUGAAGAAGCGCCGAGCGUGUUGCUCGAUCAAGAGACGCGGGUCGCGAUGGGCGAACAAGCGGCCAUGCUGGCGAGGAAAGUGGGCUACGUCAGUGCCGGGACGGUCGAGUUUCUCUGUGAUAAAGACAAGAACUUUUACUUUUUGGAGAUGAACACGCGGUUGCAGGUCGAACAUCCCGUGACGGAACUCAUUUCGCGCGUCGAUCUCGUGGAACAGAUGAUCCGCGUGGCGGCAGGGCACGAACUGCCCAAGGCAUUGCUCGAUGGACCCGUGGACAUUCAUGGCUGGGCGAUGGAGAGCCGAGUGUAUGCAGAGGACCCGGUGCGUGGGUUUCUACCGUCGAUUGGACGCUUGCUGCAGUAUAAAGAACCCGUGGAGCUACCAGGUGUGCGUGUGGACUCGGGGGUCGAUGAAGGCAGCGACAUUUCCAUGUUUUAUGACCCCAUGAUCUCGAAACUCAUCACGUACGGCAAAGAUCGCGCCGAGUGCUUGGAACGCAUGAAGGCCGCACUGGACAAUUAUGUGAUCCGUGGCCCAGGCAACAAUGUGUCUUUUUUGCAAGAUGUGUACCGCCACCCUCGCUUUGUAAGUGGCAAGAUCACGACAAAGUUCAUUGAGGAAGAGUAUCCGGAAGGCUUCGGUGGUGUGAAGCUGACGCCUCUCGAGAUGGAGGAUCUUAGAGUGGUUGGUGCGAUCAUGCACCUGAAAAAAGCGGGUACUAGCCGCCAGAUGUCGGACCGAGUGCGGUCUAUUCCCACGGAAGACUUUGGACGGUUUGACUUUCUCAACAAAGACGAACUAGCAAUUGUCUCGGACCAGAUAGGUGUCGUGCCUCGCCUACGUGCUGUUACUUCUGAUCUGUCAUCAGAGCAAGUGAUUGCGCUUGCAGAGAAAAAUGGACUUGAAAAAGCAGGUGCCCAGCUCUUUGUUAGCGUCGAUGGUCCAUUUGGAGAGUCAAAGCCUGUGGUUGUCGUGGAGGUCGACGUGGAGAACAAACAACACCAACGCAACACGAUGACGCUGGCCAAGGUCGACAAGAAGUGGCACGUCAUGAGUGACGUGGACUGGUCACUAAAUGGUCCGCUCUUUAAGGCAUCGCACACCAAGCAGGAUGGAGCGACAGACGUCCUGUUGGCAUCGCAAAUGCUGCAAGCGCUGUCUGAGGGUUUUCGCAUUCAUUUUCACGGCGCUGUGCAUGACGUGAUUGUACGCAACGAGCUGGAGGCAACGUACGCCAAAUACAUGCAGCCAAAGCCCAAGGUCGACACGUCCAACUUGCUUCUCUGCCCGAUGCCGAGCAUGCUCGUUUCCGUAGCGGUGGCAGUUGGCCAACAAGUAGAAGUGGGUCAGGAACUGGCUGUCGUGGAAGCCAUGAAGAUGCAGAACGUGCUCCGCGCCGACAAGAGGGGUGUCAUCAAAAGCAUCGCUCGGGCAGCUGGAGGCUCUCUCAAGGUCGACGAGGUCAUCCUCGAGUAUGAAUAA